This is a messenger RNA of Strongyloides ratti, 1506 nucleotides long. RefSeq names its product General transcription factor IIH subunit 4. Gene Ontology annotation, cellular component: transcription factor TFIIH holo complex; transcription factor TFIIH core complex. Gene Ontology annotation, biological process: nucleotide-excision repair. Gene Ontology annotation, molecular function: ATPase activator activity; double-stranded DNA binding. The record is from RefSeq and is a predicted model, not a curated record. Lineage: Eukaryota; Metazoa; Nematoda; Chromadorea; Rhabditida; Strongyloididae. The transcript is spliced from 2 exons. The coding region runs from base 1 to 1506 and encodes 501 amino acids.
AUGGGUGAUUUAUUAUCUGAUAGACCAUUGUUAAGAUACUUAAUAAAGUUAACAGAUGAUGAAUUAUUAAGAUAUUAUAAAUCUAUUCCAAUAUGUCUUGUUGUAUACAGAAUGUUACCUAAGUUAUCACAAAAUAUUGUAACAAAACUUUUAUGGCUUCCCUUACACAAUUGGAAGAAAUCUUUCAAAAAUGAUCAUUUAAGAGUUUUGGUUCCUCAUUUAAUUUUAUUAUUUAGACUUAGAAUUAUAAAUGAUCCAGAACAAAAGCAGUUAUCAUUAAAUCAUGAUUUUAAAGAAAAUUACAUUACUGGUAUCAUGCUUGAACCAAAAGAUAUUGUUAAUUUGAAGACUGCUGAAUUAUCUGAAAAGAAAGCAAAAAAAAUUGCGGGAAAAGACUUAGGUGAAAAGGCUAAUGAACGUUGGGAGUGUAUUUUAACUUAUUUAGCAUUACCUUCUCCUGAAAGUGCAAAAAAAGUUAGUAUAGGAACAAAAACUCUUUUUCAAGAAACUGGAUUUGUUCGUGAUAGAGGAAGUUUAGAUACAGAAAUUACAUCACAAGGUUUUCAAUUUCUUUUACUUAAUCGUGUUGAACAAUUAUGGACAUAUAUACUUCAAUAUUUUGAUUUUAAAAAACAAAGUGGUGAAGAUAACUUUUAUUGUUUUGAAUUUUUACUAAAAUUAACACUUCUUGUAAAUUUUAAUAAUGAAGGUUCUAAAGAUUUAAAUAAAGCAGGAACAUUUCAAAAUGAAAAUACUAACAAAGAUAUCGAAGAUGAUGAAAAAGAUGGUAGUCAAUCAGGGACAAAGCAUUCUUCGAAUACAAAUCAUAAUUUACAACUAAAAGCUUAUAAUAUCGGUGAUGAUUGGAAUGAGGAUUUACAAAAUUUUUUUGUACAUUUACGAGAAUUAGGAUUGGUAUUUUUAAGAAAAAGAAAGGAUGGGUUUUUCUUUUUGACACCACUCAUGAAUAAUUUAGCUGUAUCAAGUACAUCAAUAGAAAAUAUGCAAGAAGCAAAUAAAAAUGCAGGAUUCAUUAUUGCUGAAAGCAACUAUCGUGUUUAUGCAUAUUCUGAUAAUGAUUUACAACUUGCUAUAUUAUCAACGUUUACUGAUAUGCUUUAUCGUUUUGAUGAUUUAGCUGUUGGAGUACUGACCAGGGAUUCUGUCAGAAAAGCUCUUUCUGUUGGGAUAACAGCAAAACAGAUAAUAACAUUUCUUCGUUCAAAUUCAAAAAUUGAUUGUAUUGAAAAGAAUGGACCAAUAUUUUGUGUCCCUAUUACAAUAUCUGAUCAGAUAACUUUAUGGGAACAAGAAAGACAAAGAAUUGAAACAGAACCGGCAAUAUUCAUGGAACAUUUCGACUCUGAAACACAAUUUAGAGCUCUUCUUAAAUUUACUAAAGAAAAUGAUUUAUUACUUUGGUGUAAUGAAUCAACAAAGGAAAUUAUUGCAAAAGAAAGUGACAAAGAAAGGAUUGGUCAUUUUCUCCGAAAUCUUCGAAGAUAG